Molecule: messenger RNA, 1833 nt
Organism: Trichoderma citrinoviride
Lineage: Eukaryota; Fungi; Ascomycota; Sordariomycetes; Hypocreales; Hypocreaceae
Product: cystathionine beta-lyase/cystathionine gamma-synthase
Exons: 3
Coding region: 1-1833 (610 amino acids)
Biological process (GO): transsulfuration
Molecular function (GO): cystathionine gamma-synthase activity; pyridoxal phosphate binding
Source: RefSeq, a predicted model, not a curated record
AUGCCCGUAAUCUCACUAGGAGAGUCUAUACCUCCGGACACGGCUCAUGCAGUGAGUGUGUCCCUGCCGACAUGGCAGGCCAACGUCGACUAUGAAGAAGGUGAAGCUCGAGUCUUGAGCCGCAUGGUCACUGGUUAUCCUCGGUUCUUCAUUCACAAGAGCAUCGAGGCGUUUGGCAAAGACCUUGUCGCUGCUUACGGACAGCCUGGCCAACGGAUCUUGUUGUUUGCUACGGCGGCCGCUGCUCGGAGAUGUCUGGAGUUUAUGCGCUCCCGAGUGACUCCAGAAAUCGCCAACCAGAUCCACGUAGUUGACCUUGCGCUUGAUGCUUCCAAGGAUGUCUCCCCGCUGCUGAAGCAGCUAUCACCCACCAUCUCCGGGACCAUGUUCCCGCAGGAGUCCUUUCCGGUAGCGAAGGAGUACUGGCAACACACGGGCGACGGAAUCUCGAGCCGACGGGCCGAGUUCUGCCAUGAACUCUUCAAGCACGGUCAAUUGGUUGCGGUCAGCGAACAACAGGCUCAGCAGCAACCCCGUUACACUCCUCCUCCAGAAAAGCCUGUUCGAGGCCCGAAGCGGUAUUCACGAGCAAAGUCCACCGGCGGUGCCGACUUGGCUGGCGCUGAAAACAAGGGGGCCGCCCCCUCCUCUCCAGAGAUUCAGGAAGAGGCACGCGAGAGCUUCCAUUUUCUUGAAGAGCGCUUCGGCAGGAAUCUGGACCUUUCCCAAGUGGCGCGCGCAAAGUCGGCCAUUCGGAGGAGAAUCGCCGGCUCUCUCGCGGGCGAUGCGGACAUGAAUGACGACACCAAGACGAGCAGCGAGGCAAACACCCGUGGCUUCGAGUCUCUCGACGAGACCGACGUCCUGCUGUAUCCCUGCGGCAUGAACGCCAUCUUCAACGCCCACCGGGCCCUCCUGGCCGCUCUGGGCUCGCGCAAGAGCGUCAACUUUGGCUUCCCCUACAUUGACACGCUCAAGGUUCUGGAGAAGUUUGGCCCGGGCGCCGUUCUCUACGGCCAUGCUUCGUCGGAGGAGCUCGACCAGCUCGAGAGCACGCUCAAGGAGGGGCAGCGCUUCCUCGCCCUCUUUUGCGAGUUUCCGGGAAACCCCCUUCUCGCCUGUCCGGAUCUCAAGAGGAUUCGUCGACUGGCAGACGAGUUUGGCUUUGCCGUGGUCGUCGACGAGACGAUUGGCACGUUUGCCAAUGUCAAUGUCCUCCCGUAUGCCGACAUCGUCGUCAGCAGCCUGACCAAGAUCUUCUCGGGCGACUCGAAUGUCAUGGGAGGAUGCACCGUCUUGAACCCGGAAGGCGAAUAUUACCGCGUGCUCAAGAAGGCCUUUGAGGAGCAGAUUUACGAAGACGCGUACUGGGUGGAGGAUAUCCUCUUCAUGGAGAGGAACAGCCGCGACUUCUCCAACCGAGUGAAGCGCAUAAACGCUAACGCGGAAACAAUCUGCGACAUCCUCCGGAACCACCCGCUCGUCAAGACGGUCUACUAUCCCAAGUACAACCCAUCAAGGCCCAACUACGAGGCUUGUCGCCUCCCCGAUGGCGGCUACGGAGGCCUGCUCUCCGUCGUCUUCACUCACCCACAGUAUGCUCAGACUUUCUAUAACAAUUUGGAUACCGCCAAGGGGCCGAGCUUGGGGAGCAACUUUACUCUCUGCUCUCCUUACGUCUUGCUGGCGCAUUACCGGGAGUUGGACUGGGCGGCUCAGUAUGGUGUAGAUGCGAAUCUGGUUCGUGUCAGCGUAGGCUUAGAGGAGCCUGAGGAGCUGCAGCACCUAUUUCAGAAAGCAUUGGCUGCAGCUGAAUCAGUAACAAUUGCGUAA